Messenger RNA from Corythoichthys intestinalis (scribbled pipefish), 6719 nucleotides. It is a transcript of the gene nlk1, whose product is annotated as nemo-like kinase, type 1. Gene Ontology annotation, cellular component: nucleus; cytoplasm. The transcript has 11 exons. The record is from RefSeq and is a predicted model, not a curated record. Gene Ontology annotation, biological process: intracellular signal transduction; protein phosphorylation. Gene Ontology annotation, molecular function: ATP binding; MAP kinase activity. NCBI's taxonomy places the organism in Eukaryota, Metazoa, Chordata, Actinopteri, Syngnathiformes, Syngnathidae. Bases 1428 to 2846 code for a protein of 472 amino acids.
AAGUGCAGUGGGAUUGAUGACAAGGAGGCCUUUGCUCUCCUCGCUCCCCCACUUGCGCUUCUCCAUCGUCGGCUCCUCCUCCUCCUGCUGCCCUGGUCGCGAGCCAGCUAGCAACGGACUGGAGCGACGUCUUCGUCGGGCACCGGCCUACCGGGGCUAGCGCAGCCGUUUCCACUUGAGCUUUCUCUCGCCUUCGCAGAGCUUUCCUGCCAUUUUUCUCCCGCAAACUGAAGGUGCAACAUCGCGGAGGGUUCUUCCGAACCGACAGGCGAGUCGCGAGUUAGCUGUGCGCUUGGUUAUCAUCGUCGAGAAACUCCGUUUUUUUCUUCUUCUUCAUUUUCUUUUUCCCCUCUGUUCCCAUAAAUUUCUUGACGUCUACUGUCGUGUUUGUGCUGAGCGGCCUGUCGUGUGCGCGUUUUGUUUACAGCAACUUGUGCGGAAUUGCGUUGUUUUUAACGAGAAUGUAGGUCAGUGUCGCGUAGCAACACGACGUAGUUGAAUUUGUAUGGUCAAGGGUUUUGUCAGUUCCGAGUAACCUAGAGAACUUGGCUUUUUAGCAAUACAGCUCAAUGUUAGCUCAUUUUCCUUUUUAUUUACUAUUGUUUUUAUUUUUAGCUCUUUAGCAAAACAGCUAAUUGCUAAUUAACACAGCAAACCCUUGUUUUUUUACAUAAUUGCUUCUAGUUUAGAGUAACCGAGAUAACUGUUGGCUUCUUUGCAUCACAGCUCAGUAUUGGCUCAUAGUUUCUUAAAAUAAAAGAUUUUUUCCUAUCUUUUUUAAAUCCUGAUCAAGCUAAGUGUUAGCUUCUUAGCAACAGGGCUAACUGUUAGCUACUUACCUACUCAUCUAACUGCUUCUUAGCAAAAUAAUAACUCAAUGUUAGCACAUAACUUUCCUAAAUUAUUUAUUCUUAGCUAUCCUUUAUUAUUUUUUGUUAGCUAAGCCUGACCCUGCUAAGUUAGUUUCUCAGCAGCAGUACUAAUAGCUCUUUACCUACACAGCUAACUGCUACCUCAUAGUUACAGCUGUAAUUGUUAGCUCAACAUAUUUUUAUAAUAUUUAUAAUUUGUAAGUUUUUUUUUUGCUAAUAAUGACCCAAGAAAAUGUUAGUUCCAUUGCAUCAGUGGUGUUAGCUCCUCGCAGUUUCGUUAAGUUAUAUGUUUAAGUGUUAGCGCCUAGCAUGACAUCAUAUUUAUUUUCUUUUAAUUAACAGUUUCUUUGAGUUAAUAAUUAUUGAAAAGAUUUGCGUGUCCAAAUUGUGACGUUUUGUAUGAUCAGAGUGGUGAUUUGAUUUGUCGUUAAAUGCCCUUGACACUUUUUGGGCGGGAUUAAAUGCACGCCCUCCCCAGGGUGACACCCGGGCGGGGGUCGCGGGUCACGUGCGGCUCGCGGCCGCAACUCCUCCCCGUCUAGAAAGGGCCUGACAAUGGCCUUCCACGGCACGGGCCGGCAGACGCUUUGCGGCGACUUGUUUUCCGGUUCCGAUUUGGCCCGCAAAUACUUUUAUGUCAAUUCGUCGUGCGGCGCCCCUUCAACCGCCCUCGGUGCCACCCCGUGCGUCGGCGGGCCCCCCGCUGCCCCGGCCGGGACCCCCAGGCACCCUGGUGGAGGCGGAGGUGGGGCCGCAGUGCCACAGCCCUACGGCGACCCGGCCGGGGAGGUGCCAGGCCCGGCCGAGAUGGAGCCUGACAGGCCCAUCGGCUACGGCGCCUUUGGUGUUGUCUGGUCCGUGACGGACCCGCGAGACGGCCGCAAGGUGGCACUGAAGAAGAUGCCUAACGUCUUCCAGAACCUGGUUUCGUGCAAACGCGUCUUCAGGGAGCUGCGCAUGCUGUGCUUCUUCAAACACGACAACGUGUUAUCAGCGUUGGACAUCUUGCAGCCACCACAAAUCGACUGUUUCGAGGAGAUCUACGUGAUCACGGAACUGAUGCAGAGCGACCUUCACAAGGUCAUCGUGUCCCCUCAGCCACUCACCACCGACCACAUCAAGGUCUUCCUGUACCAGAUCCUGCGAGGCCUCAAGUAUCUUCACUCGGCCGGGAUUCUGCACCGCGACAUCAAACCUGGCAACCUCCUGGUCAACAGCAACUGUCUGCUCAAGAUUUGCGAUUUCGGACUAGCGCGCGUGGAGGAGCCGGACCCGUCGCGUCACAUGACGCAGGAAGUGGUAACGCAGUACUACCGAGCGCCCGAAGUGCUGAUGGGUUGCCGCCAUUACGGAUCGGCCAUCGACGUGUGGUCGGUGGGCUGCAUCUUUGCCGAGCUUCUGGGGCGACGCAUUCUUUUCCAGGCGCAGAGUCCCAUUCAGCAGCUGGACUUGAUUACGGAUCUGUUGGGAACCCCGCCGCUGUCUGCCCUGGCGUCGGCCUGCGAGGGAGCCCGGGCUCACAUCCUCCGCGGGCCGCACAAACCCCCGUCAUUGUCGGUGUUGUACAUGUUAUCAGACGGCGCCACCCAUGAAGCGGUGCACCUGCUGUGCCGCAUGCUGGUUUUCGAUCCGGCCAAGCGCAUCUCGGGCAGCGAUGCGCUUUCGCACCCGUACCUGGAUGAGGGUCGCCUGCGCUACCACACCUGUAUGUGCCAGUGCUGCUACUCGGUGCCUAGCGGGCGCGUCUAUACGCGAGACUUUGAGCCUGCCGCUGAGCGCCCCUUCAGCCACAGCUAUGAAAAUAGCUUGCUGUCAGUGUGGCAGGGCAAAGAGCUAAUCCAUCGCUUCAUCACGGAGCACCAGCAAGGGAAGCGAGUCCCGCUGUGCAUCAACCCUCAGAGCGCCGCCUUCAAGACCUUCAUCAGGUCUACAGCGUGGCACUCUUCCAAGGUUUCCCGCAAGGAGGAGAGAUGAGCGUCCUUUCCUUCCUGGCCCUCUUCCGCCUCAACCGACCUCGAUGUCCACCUCUCCCACACGUCAACAGAAGCGAGUGGCGGCAACAGGCUCGCCCGCCAGCGGCGCUGAUGACGGAAAGGAAACAAAACUGCUGCUGCUGCUGCUGAAAAGGCAAAAAAAAAAAAAAAAAAGAGUGUAGUGAGUAGAAGUGUUGAUUUUCGUUUGCUUUAGCAUUCCACACGCUCCAUGUAGCAGGGUGUCGUGUAGCCCCUCCCCCUUGCCCCACCCACACACUCCUCGCACUCCUCCUCAGCAAAGCAUGCUGGGAAAUUUUUAAUUCCUCUCUGGUCUCUUAGUCUUAGGACAGCAAGUGUGAAGUUGUCAUGUUCUGCCCCUUUAUUGUCAAAGUAUUUUUUAACGGAAAACCCACAUGUCACCUCCCGUCAAUCCUCACAGUCGCUACCCGAUUGUUACAGGCUACCGGGUUGCAAUGGAUUUCUACAUUGCACGCCAUGUAUAGAUACAGUGGGGAGAACAAGUAUUUGAUUCUCCCCACUGUAUAUACGUGAUAGAUUCACCGAUAGAACAUUUUUUCUAAACUGAUUAGGGCUGCAGCUAUCGAUUAUUUUAGUAGUCGAUUAAUCGAUGAACUAGUUGUUCGAAUUAUAGAGUAAUCGGAUAAGGAACAUUAAAAAUUAAAAUACCUGAGCUGAGCCUCAAACGGUAAAAAUAAAUAAAUAAAUAAAUAAAUGAGGAUCGACGUACAACAAAAGUACAAUUGGCUAACUUACAUAGCAAAAGUCCACUAGCUUAAAUGCUUUAAAAUGCUAACUUUUUUUUCAAUGCUCUUAACAAAUGGUUCAGACACAUUCCCCAAAAAACGGCUAAAAAUAUCUAUAAACUAUUUUACGAAUGCAUUAAAAAACAUUAGCUCAAACAGAAACUUAGCUUACGUUGGUCUUAACAAGGAGCAGUUGGAUUCAGCCAUGUGAAAUGAGGCAGACCAGAAGACAGUGUAUCCAAAAUAAUAAUAAUAUAACCAAUAAAAUCAAAUGCAAACACUUUCAAAAUAAACCAUUAAUUAAACGACUAUUCGAAGCAACAAAAUUUAAUUCGAUUAUUUUUUUCCUAAUUGAAUACUCGAGUUAAUCGAUUAAUCGUUGCAGCACUAAAACCAAUAGUCCCUGAUUAGGUCUGCUCAUGCGUGCAAUGGAUCGCUUCUACUUAUCUAUCUCUUAUUCAACCCACAUGCUAGACCAUUUGGAGAAUAAUAAAUGUUAUGUUUGAAUCUCUUGCGUUUAUAAGAAUAAAGCUACCAUAGGAAGUGACAUAGCAUUAGGAGUGGGAACCUCUUGGUACCUCACGAUAUGAUACGAUUUGCGAUACAAAGCUCACGAUAACGAUCUGACGAUACAACGAUUAUCGAUACAAUGGUCGCGAAAUCGUUCUAGAAUAUUCUACAAACAACAAAUAAACAGAAAAACAAGCUUCUGCCGUGAUUUGGAAUGAGUUUUAUGAAUAGUAGACGUCCAAUCCAUUUGAACUGGGGGGAUGGCAGCGAAUGAACAUUCGUUCAUUGAUUCUCCCCUCUCCCCAUGGCUGGCAGCAAAUGAACGACUGUUCAUUCGCUGCCAUCCCUCCCACUUCAAACGGAUUGAACGUCUAUCGCCGUCAGUUGCAGCCAAAGCCAGGCAAUGAGGUAAUUUUGGGCUAUUUAAGGUCAUUUACCUGUUGAUUUUCAGUUACUUCCUGUUGAUUUUGGGGUAUUUUACGGGUCACUUCCUGUUUAUUUUGAGUUACAGAACAGGAAGUGACCUGGGAAUCACCCAAAUGAAUAGGCAGUGACUCAAACGCAACAGGAAAUGACCUGUAAAUGCCUGAAAAUUGGACAGAAUGACUAUGAAUGCCCUCGUUUCGAAUGAACGAACGAACGUUCCCAGUCUAAAUGGAUUCGGCGUCGUGCACCGUCAAUGCAGCCUUAGAGUUAACUGAGACACUAUUAUGGUGGAAGAUUUUGGUAGCAACUUGUUGGUUCCUUUUUAUUUAUUUUUUUGUCUAGACAUUGACACCUUUUUAAAACGAUAUCUCGACUGUUGACAGGAGCAUGUCGAUAACCUUUUGUGAUACAAAGUACCCUACUUAGCAUAGUCACAGUGAACAGCCGAUCACGAUCAGAUAGCCGUGCUGCGAAUGUGUGUUAAAAUUGAAAGGAAAAACUUUAUUUAAACAUGACAAACUUUAUUACAUAGAAUGUUUUGCAAAGGUUUUACAAAGAUAUAUAGAUGAACUAGCCUUUUUAGUUGUUUUUAAUAAUAUCUGUAGAAGAAACUGUUAUUUUAAAAAUGUAGGGUGGCUUCAGAGACCCAUAUUUGCAUAUGUGAGUAUAGUUUGAGUUAAUGUUCUGCAUAUGAACAUUAAAUCUGUUUCAGCAUAUGAAGGCACUGUGCUUUCUUCUAUCUACAGCAUAAUCAUUGGAUGCAUUCUUAUGAGUCAUUUUUAAAAAUAUCUCACGCAAAAACAAGAAAAAUAUAUUUUUAUUGUUGAAUCUAUCACGUAUACAUCUAUAUCUGCCGUUAAGGCUCGAGAGGAAGUGUCGUCGGUUCCCGCAUGCGCAGUAGCAAUCCGCUGCGAUCAAGUAGCCCGUCUUUAUCGGGUAGUGACACACUCACUCCCUGUUUUCUCGAGUCUUGCCUGUUGUAGCAGAAACAAGCACGUUGUUAUUCACAAAAUCUUUCCUCUUUUUCCGAACCACUGGAAUCACCCCCAGGCAAAAAGUCAGUUUAUUAGAAAGCGUGUGUAUAAAAGGAUGUGACAUAAUGGCUGCCAUUCAAAUAAAAAAAGUGUGUUUUGAAAAAGACAAAAAAUUACAAAAACACAAGAUGGUGGACAGUAGCUCCUCUAGUCGUGAGAGAAAGGGGGGGGGAAAUAUCCAAAUGUGGCCAAAAUAAAUGUACCGUGUGCAUGAAAUGCCAAAUUGUGGCCGCCUAAUAGUUACAGUAAUAAUAAUAGUAGUAGUAGUAAGUUUAUUAAACAUUUGGUGUGAAGAGAGAGAAAAUUCAUGCAAAGGAACUUGCUCAUCAACAAACCAAAGAAAGGAAAAUCAAUCAUGUUUAACUCAUUGGCUGGCUAGUGAUCAUGUUACGGCGAUAGACGUCUAAUCAAAUUGGACAUCUAGCGUCGUCAAUGGUGGCUAAUGAGUUAAAUAGUCUUUCUUUGGCCAAAAAUGUCAAAUGUACAUUGAAAAUAUCACGUGUCGACAAAAUCUAUUGAACGUGAUACUAAAUACUCAUUUUUGGCACCUGAAAAUGUGAUUUUACAGUGACGUACUCAUUUUUUUUUUCAGUCAUGUGCCAAAAAAAAUACUAAUUUUGUGCCAGCAAAACAAUAUUUAAAGUUGGUAAAUAUUUCAAUUGACCGCCAUUGACAGUUACAGACGUCCAAUCCAUUUGAACUGUGAGGGUGGCAGCGAAUGAACGAAUGUUUAUGGAUUUGACGUCUACUAGCGAUAAAUUCAUUGAUAGUUUUAAUUUAGUUUUUACGAGCCAAAUGGAUGUCUGUCAUUGUCAAUGGCACUGAAAGAGAUACAAUUUUGCUGAAACAAAAAUUCAGGUUUUGUCUACUUUUCAAGCAUUUUUGUGCGUACGUUAUUACGUUAUACGUAUUUAGCGGGCAGAGUUAAACCACUUUCCCCCCUGAUCACGACCUCAUUAUUAUCACGUGUAUUUUUUAGCUGGUUAGCGUUAGCUCGUCGACGGACGAGAAUGAGCCGGGUUUUGGUGGUGUUGAUUCAUGUUUGAAAAGUGUUUUGGCCCACUUGUUUUCUUGUUUUGACAAAUACUUGAAGUUGACGUGGAGAGUGAUGAUCAAUAAAAAUGACACUGGAGUACAACA